Messenger RNA from Cinara cedri, 4422 nucleotides. Lineage: Eukaryota; Metazoa; Arthropoda; Insecta; Hemiptera; Aphididae. The record is from the annotation of a GenBank genome assembly.
GUCCCGCGGGCCGCGCCGCAGUAGCGUUCUGGACACUGGCAGUCGGCGUUCCUGCGCCACUCCGCAACGCCGCCUUGUACGUCCCGCUCAGGUGGUCGUAGUACGUACGAUACGCCGCGCGUAACCGGAAUAUACGUGGGGUACGACCGCGCCGCUCGAACGGUCGGCAGUCGUCGUCGAAUCGCCGUCACGUCACUUACCGACCGGUUUUGCAACGGCUCUCACCGAUGGCCGUGCGUAGUCCUAGUAAAAAUGUAAGUAAUAUUGUCAGCGGUAUUAUUUUCGUCGUUUCACACUAUUUGUCCGUUCGGUAUUAAAAAAACAAAGAAAAAAAAAACACCUUAAUAUUUUAUUUUUUUGACGUGUGUGUUGUACUUAAUACGUUAUAGAAAAAAAAAAAAAAAAAAACAAAAACAAUUACUCGGACAGUCAAUUUUCCCGUGGAAUUUUACGAAGUGAUAAUAUCGUUUUAGUAGGUAUGUAUUCACCUAUGUCGUCAUCCGACGGAUAGAAAAAUCCGCGGGUUUUCGUGUGCACUUCUCGCGAGAAGCAAUGCCAACUAAAUUCCCCCUACUCCCCACCGUUCUGGCGGAGGCUAUUUAUUGAGGGGAAAACAAAAAACGUAAAAGAAUCCAGUCGAUUGUCACCGUUUAAAUUUCACUCCAUUGGCCCGUAUCUAAUUCGCUUUCACCGUUUUGUCAAACGUACAGAACCAAACUAUUCGACCGAAUUGUAUUGUAAUAAUUUCCCAUCGGCAAUAAUUGUGGUUUUCAUAAAUUUCUCUUACCUACGUUUGUGUUUAACUGGUUCAACAUUCUAAACGUAAUAUUACGUCCAAUUCGUCUAUAUUUUUAAUACAAAUAUUGAUAUAUCUAUCAUUGUUGAUAAUAAUAAUGUACCCAUUGAUGUAAUGUUGAUAUGCUUUUUACGAUAUGAUAAGACAAUAAGAUAAUUAUAUUUAUUUUGAUAAUAAUUAUUACCUGUCAGUUAAAAAAAUUAAUAUGCUUUUUAUGAGUUGUAGUCUAGAAAUGUCAACAAUUUAAACUCCAUAUCUUACAUAAAUAGUAUACACUUAAGUUUGCUUAAUAUCAAAUUUAAAAUAUCUACCCUUACAACUACAUUUAAAUUCAUCAUAUUGUCUAUGAGUACUGAAUAUUAUAAUCUUAUAAUUGUAUUUUCUAAUGCCUAAUCAAAAAUUUUUUAUCCAGGCCUGUGGUUGUGAGCAGACAAGCCUACAUUUACACGUAGAGAUUGAAAAUUUAAAACAAAAAUUAUUAGAAAAGGAAAAUCAUAUUGUCAAUAUGGAGACAAAUUUUCUUUGUGAAGCGGAAAAAUUUCCACACGGCGAAUACGCUGCAUUAACUGAUGAAAUAUUGAUAUGGCAAGACAAAUAUUCUAGGCAAGUCAUUUUUUUGUUUUAAAUUAAUUAUAUUUUGUUUGUAAUCAUGUAAAUAUCUCAUAAUACUGAUUAGCGGUUCCAAUCAUUUAAUAAUGAAAACAAUAGUUAAACGUUUUAAUAUAUUGAGUUUAAAUUCUGUAGGUUAUUGGAAUCUCAUAAAAGAGUACAGCGUGUAAACCAAAGUCUCGAAGAUAAAUUAUUAUUACUCGUUGAUAAAACUGAAACAGAAAAGAAUUUAUUAAAUUCAGAAAUCACUACACUGUCUCAAAAAAUUUUAGAUCAACAAUUAAAAAUUAAUCAAUUAAACGAUGAAAAUGUGAGUUACUUACACCCAAUUCAAUAUUUAUUAUAACUUGAUAUAUUAUGUAAAUAAGUUUUUUUUUCUAAAUUAUUUUACACUUGCGCAUACAUAUUUAAUUAUCAUUUUUGAUGUUCAGGAAAGGUAUAAGAAUGAUCUUAAUAUUGCCAUUCAAUUACUCCAGUGUAAGCCCUCUCAUUUUGUGUCUCAAAAAUAUGAUAGUGUAAGUGAUGUUGAUAACACGCCAUCGAUUGUUGUGGAAUAUCACAAAUCAUAAUGUAUUUAUUUUUUUUUUAUUUAUAGUUACCAAGUGAAUUACAAUCCAAAGUCCAAAAUUACAUGUUUAACAAACAGCGAAGAUUAUCAGAUGGAAAUGGUAACCUAGCACAAAAAUCUGAUGGAAAAACUAUAAAAGUACCAAUUCCUACAUUUCCACCAACAGCCAUGGUAUAUUCGUUGAAUAAUGGUAAUUUUUAAGUUUACUUUGUAUGAUUAAUAUAAAACGCAAUAAAAUAUUAUGAUAAUUAAAGUGAAUAUUUUAACAAACUAAAUAUAGUUAUUAUAUGCUGAAACAAUUAAUAUAAAAUAUAUUAAUUUUUAACUCCUAUAAUAUUAUAUGGUGAUUACGACUCACUGAAAUACUAUAUCGGAAGUUCAAUGAUAUGUACAAAAUUAAAUUGGAAGUUGAUUUCAUGAAUAUAUAAUAUACAUCAUUACAAAGUUUAUAUUAUUACAUAUUAUUUUGUAAUGCUGUAUAAAACUUUAUAUAAUGUUAUACAUAUAAUAUAUAUAUAUUUGUGUAUGUGUGUGUGUGUGUGUGUGUGUGUGUGUGUACUUAUUUAUUUUCUGAUGCUAAAAUAAAAUAAUGAACGAGUGCAUUGGAUUAUACUAGUCUAUUCUCGGUAUGUUACCAUAAAGUUUAUUGUAUUUACUUCCUGAUCACUUAUAUUAAUAUUAGCAUUAUAUCCUAUUAUUUUGUUUUAUCCUAUGUAUUUGAUAAGGUGAUUAUUAUUAUAGAAAAAUAGAAAAGCACAAUAAUAUUAUACUUUCAUACAUCAAAUUAUCAUAUUGUAUAUGUUAGUACAUUUACUUUUUGCACUAUCUAUUCUGAACAGCAAACAAACACAGCAUUAUGUCAACACUUACACAACAUAUGUGUGCAUGAAUAAUUGAAAUGUAUUUUUCUUAUUUUAGAUAGAGAUACAAAGUCGAGAGAUGUUGAAGAUGGGUCCUUGAUGCAACCUAUUACAAAUGUUUCUGCAGCUAUCUUGGCUAAAGUUUUAGAAGAAAGAGUGAAAGAACGAUUAACCCAGCGUCACUGUUUUACUUGCUCUUGUACUAUUAAAAACACUGAUCAACAUGAAUAUCCUUCAUCACAAACCGAUUCCUCUGAGAAACGAGCGCGGUCUCUUAACAAAUAUAGUAAACGACCUGUUACUACUACUAAAAGUUCAGAAUCCCUAUCCUCUGAAUCUGAUCUGGCAUCAUAUUUUGAUACCACAACAUCUAUUACAGAAUCCUCUGAUAAUGGCCCAAAGUUAUCGGCUAGAUCUAGACUUUGUUCUGUACGCUUGCAAGAAGGCAGCAAUAAUAUAUUAUUGGAAAACUGUGGUAUGCCAUACACAGGGCCGGUCCUUUAUAGGAGUAUUUCUUCAAGUAUGGAAUAUGAUGAACCUUUAAUACAUUCACAAAAGUCAAUAGACCGCAAUACGCAUCCUAAUGAACAAACCCGUAUAUUACUUUCAGAUGAAGAAAUAAUUUAAAAAGAUUUUUGAUCUAUAAGAAUAAUAUAAAUGGAAGUGAUGCUGACAAUAAUUCUGUUAGAUUAUUGGCAAACUAGUGUAUUUUGAUUUAUAAUCUAAUUAAAAUUUGUGUAGCUACCUAUAUAGUUGUGUUAUAUAUUGUAUGAAAAAUAUGUGUGCAUAAUUUUUCAAUUUACAUACUAUAAGGUAAAAAAUAUUUUAACAAGAGACAAAAGUAAAUUUAUAUUUUAUUAUUAUUAUAUAAAUAACAGAAAUUUUGGUUAUUAAUUAUUUUUUCAUCCAGUUAACAAAUAAAAAAAAUUAUGUCAAAACUUGUUAAGCUAUAAUAAAUAUAAUGUAACCAGUGGCAUGCACAAAGGGGGAGGUUAAGGGUCAUAUCCACCCCACUCAUUGGCUUUUUAAUAUAACAAAAUAUUUAUUUAGAAAUGUAUAUAUUUCAGCUGAGUUACAAGAAAAUGCUUGAUUUAUUAAUUAAAAAUUGGUUUUUUUAAACCACUUGUAAAUUCCCAUUGUAAUUGAAUAAAGAAGAUUCUGAGAUUUAUUUACCUAUAAUUAAUAUUUACUAUUGAAAAUGCCUGAGCAGCCACUGAAUUUAACUCUCAGUUACUUUUUAUUAAGUUCCAUAAAUAACAUUAUUAUAGUUUACUUGAAAUUAUACAAGGAUAUUUUCCAUGAUAAAAAUUGAAAUAUUAUUAUAUUAAGUACUAUUAGUCACAUUAUUUUAGUGAUUGACUACUAAAACUAAAAUUUUUUUGUUAACAUAACAUUUUUUAUUGGCAGAUUAAUUUUGUAUUAUGACUUGGAAAAAUCGAUUUACAGGUACUUAUUGACCAGACAACAUUGUAUUUUAAACCUUAUUGGUUUGGUGAUUUUAAAAUAAACUAAAAAUGAUUCUAUCUAUAUUUUAUUUAUUUAAAUGAUAUAUAAUAUAUUAUAUGUAUGCUGCGAUUUUUGUAUAUGAC